Seriola dumerili (greater amberjack) is the source of this 2948-nucleotide messenger RNA. Its product is annotated as collagen and calcium-binding EGF domain-containing protein 1-like. The coding region runs from base 267 to 1436 and encodes 389 amino acids. The record is from RefSeq and is a predicted model, not a curated record. Lineage: Eukaryota; Metazoa; Chordata; Actinopteri; Carangiformes; Carangidae. Gene Ontology annotation, molecular function: calcium ion binding. The transcript is spliced from 11 exons.
CACACGGAGCUGUAAACCCUUCAGUAGCUCUCCAAGGGGUCUCAGCCUCAGUGCGUAAAGUUGGGACGGGGCUCCGGACGCACGGCGCAGCACUCACUAUCCCACAGGCUCCAUGUGUGUCACCUCUGCGGGAUACUUGACAAGGAUUUCUGAUAUUUUGAUAGCACUACCCUCGCGGGUCACUGACAGAUGAAAACAGUGGCGUUGUGUUGACGUGAAGGCGUUUUUCCUUGAACAAAUCGUCUGUCCCGGAGCGCAGAGGGGACAUGGGUCAGCUUUAUGGUGCGACUCUUUUACCAUUUGGCGCUAUCUGUGUUGUUUUCCUGUGGGAAUCUGCUGCCAGCUCCAUCAGGACGACGCUUUCAGUGGACACCUCGAGAGCGGAGUGUCCAGAUAGUAAGAUCCUGACAGUGGAGUAUCCCUGUGUCAGAGCAGGAGGGAAGAACAGCACUUGUUUCAGGAGGAAAUGCUGUGAAGGAUUCAGGUUUGUGAUGGGCCAGUGCAUACCUGAAAGCGUAGAUGUGUGUGCUGCAUCCCCCUGCGAGCAGCAGUGCACCGACAACUUUGGGCGAGUUGUCUGCACGUGUUACCCCGGCUAUCGCUUCGACCGAGAAAGACACCGCAACCACAAAUCGCCUUACUGUCUGGACAUUGAUGAGUGUGAGCACUCAGGAGGCAGCGUGUGUGACCACGAGUGUGUGAACACGGUGGGCAGCUUCCUGUGUCGCUGUCACACUGGCUACAUACUGGCACCGGACCAACGCUCCUGCAUCCCCGUGCACAAUUUGAGUUCAUCAGGGAAGUCAGACACCUUGAUGAGCGCUGGUACUUGCUCAUUCACCUGUCAGGAUUUUAUGAACAUGAAAAACAGUUUGCUACAGCUUAAACUGAGGCUGGGCAACACACCGUCACCAAACCAGGUACCUGGCCUGGCUAACAGCAGUGACAAGCCAUCCCUGGGGAGGGCAGGAAAAAGUUCCGACAGCCCUUGUCUUCCUGGUCUCCCCGGCCCUCCAGGAGCCCCUGGGGUACCAGGACACCCAGGAGAACCAGGAAACACAGGAGACCCGGGGGAGAGGGGCCCACCUGGUCCUCGGGGUCCACGGGGAGACAUGGGGCCCAUGGGUCCAGAGCCUGACCCGAAGCAUAUGAAGAGAGGCCGCAGGGGGCCAGUGGGACCACCUGGGGCAGCAGGAAGAGAUGGAAUAAAGGGUGACAGAGGAGCUCCAGGUCCCAGAGGUCCCCCUGGACCACCUGGCUCUUUCGACUUCCUUCUGCUCAUGAUGGCCGACAUCCGCAAUGACAUAAUUGAACUGCAGGAAAAAGUGUUUGGGGAGCGGCGCAGUAUCUCUCUGGACAGUCCUCCUCAAUCCAGCGGGGAAGUGGAUUUUGUAGAGUGGGGCUCUGGACAGGGAGAUGUCAUGCUCAAUACUUGACAUUUGACUUCCCAGUCCCAGUAAAAGACACUCAAACCCAGUGAAACAAUCACCAACCUUGACUCUUUUCUUCAUUGAUAAAGGAUUGUUGGUGGACAAAGUGCCAACAUGUAAAUAAUUCCUAAAGUCACAGCUGGGAUGAACUGGGCAAGGACCCUUGGUUUCAUUCUCAACACUGCCACAGGCCGUAAAACAGAGAGAUUCAAAGAUUAGAAAAUCAGAAGUUGGACCCCAAUCUCUCUGUGAGCGCCAUCUUGCUGCCGUUCACAUGCCGUGGUGUGAGUAAGAGGUGUGCGUGCAGGACAUAAGAGUGAGAAAGACGCAGUGUGAGCCUUUAUGUCUGAGUCUCUGAGCUGUGCCUCUGAGCUGAACCACUUCAAACGAUGGACUUUAUCGUCUACAUCUCUUCCUGUUCCUGAGUCUGUCGAUGGAGGCUCUGCAGCCACUGACAGUUUGCCUGCAGGGCGUUGGUACAAAGACCCAGGACCCGCACUGAGUGCCUCCCCGCACCUGUCUGCAGUAUCCAGCCCACAAGUCUGAGCUCUGCAGCUUCUCUCUAGUCUGAGGCAUCUUCAGAAAUGAAUUCAUGAGAUUCAUGAGUAUGGACAAUCCCAAUGUUGUAGGCUACUGUUGGACAAAAACAGCAAUGCCUGAAGUAUUGUUGCAAUUAAACAACUGUCAAGUUCAAGUAUGAUAAAAAAAAACAUUUACUUCAGCAAUAUGUUCAAAAUAUAAUCUAAAAAGAAAUGUUACAUAUACAAGACAUCCAAUCUUCUGACAGUAACUUAAGUAACAGUAACUUAAAAUGAUAAAAUGAAUGUAUGGAAUGGUAAAGGUCAGUUUCAAAAAGUGAUUCUAAAAAAAUAUUUUUUUUAUAUAUUUUUUUUAUAGCUCAUAUAUCAUCAGGCAAGUUGACUGUGAACAUAAAGUAUUCUGUAUAAGAAAUAUGGUCCGACGGGAGCAGUUUCAUGGGAAGUUUAGCACAUAUUUUCAUACUUACAUUCACCAGAGUUGAUCAGAAAUAUGAUGGACAUGAAGAAGGAAGGCAGCUUGAACAUUUUUAAUUUUUCAUCAAGUCAUUGCUUAAUAAAGGUUUGUCUAAAUCUAAAUUUGAACUUUUUAAAUUUUGAUUUUUUUUUUUGUCAAAGGGUCAUCAAAUUGAAAAGGGUCAACAUUACAAACCUGACAAAGGUAAAGGUGAGGCACCAGUUUGUUGACACUGGCUGCUUGUGUUUAUGGUUUAUGAUGUGAAUGCUGCAUUAGCAUGAGCAUAGAUCGUCCUGUUCCAGGUCACCACUAUGUAAGAGUGAGUAAAGUUGUAGUAGUUCAAUCAGAUUCACACGUCUUGCGCUUUGGUGAUUGUGGAACAUUCAAACAGGAUCAGCAGCACUGUAUUUGGUUGUUUGUCCACCGGACACAAAACUGUACUCACUGUACGGGCACUGAUGGUUCCUCAUUGUAUAGUUCAACUGAAGUGUGCAAAGUAAAUCUGAUAUUACAGUGGUAGCAAUG